Molecule: messenger RNA, 387 nt
Organism: Caenorhabditis bovis
Lineage: Eukaryota; Metazoa; Nematoda; Chromadorea; Rhabditida; Rhabditidae
Source: the annotation of a GenBank genome assembly
AUGCUGGAUCAAACAUUACCGAGCUUCGGACGUCCACCGAUGGAACAAUCACGUCUCAUGGAUCACUGUUGGGAAGAAGAUUCGGGAUUACUGUGUUUCGAGCCAAAUUUGUGCGUCUCAAGGGUCCGUUAUUCGAGUCCCAUACCGCUACAUCAGGGAUCUUCUAUUACCUCUAUAUCUUCUGGCACUUUCGUCAACAUUUUCAAUACCAACAAUCUUGCGAAAAUCGGACACUACCCCAUGGACAGUAUUCAAGGUCACCAGAAGGAAGUCAUCAUCGUGUGCCUAACAAAGACCAACAAGGCAUCAUCAGACUUCGCCAGAGAUGAUCUACGUCUCAACGGGAACAUCAUCAUAGGCGACCUUCCGGCCGGCAGAAGAGUCUAG